Messenger RNA from Erinaceus europaeus (western European hedgehog), 5171 nucleotides. It is a transcript of the gene PARP15, whose product is annotated as poly(ADP-ribose) polymerase family member 15. NCBI's taxonomy places the organism in Eukaryota, Metazoa, Chordata, Mammalia, Eulipotyphla, Erinaceidae. Gene Ontology annotation, molecular function: NAD+ poly-ADP-ribosyltransferase activity; transcription corepressor activity. Gene Ontology annotation, cellular component: cytoplasm; nucleus. The transcript is spliced from 12 exons. The coding region runs from base 372 to 2228 and encodes 618 amino acids. The record is from RefSeq and is a predicted model, not a curated record. Gene Ontology annotation, biological process: negative regulation of gene expression.
CAGACACAGUGGUUGUACAAUGAAUUGCAGAGUCCAGAAUUUGACUCCAGAAUUCGUUUGGCAGUAGUGUCUGCUCCAUUACAGUAACCUUACCCUGAGGCAGCUGUUUGCUGCCUUCAGCAGAAAUGGUUUUUAGAGAAAAGAAAGUGAAAGAAAAUCAAGUCACUCCGGAAAAGCCAGACACCAUCAGCAGAGGAAGAUGACUUGGCUGUGGGCCUAAGAGUCCAGCGGCCCGGAGACUCCAGCUCUCUCCCUGCCUCUGCCUCUAGGACCUUGAAUGCCAAUUUGCAGAGGAUUUCCAGUGCAGCAAGUUUCAUCUUCAGGGAGCCCAAGAGCCAGUCCUGCUUCCAGGGAGCACUUCCCCCAGGAGGAUGUCAGGAGACGAAGUGAGGUGGAAAGAUGUUCUUUCAAAUACAAAUACUCUAUCCUCAACCCAAACCAAAGAAGGUUUGAACCUUGUGUUAAUAAGUGGAGAUGUUUUGUAUAUCCAUGCCGAUGUCAUUGUCAACACUGUACCCGUGGAUCUUCGGCUUGGAGGAGGGCCACUCUCUCAGGCUAUUUUGCAGAAAGGUGGUCCAAUGCUCCAGAAAGAGUUAAAUGCCACCAAGCAGGAGACAGAAGAGGAAGUAGGUAGCAUAUUCAUGACAAGUGGCUGCAAUCUGGAUUGUAAAGCCGUAAUUCAUGUGGUGGCUCCAGAGUGGGAUAACAGAGCAGGAUCUUCUUUGCAGAUCAUGGCAAAUAUAAUCAAGAAAUGUUUGAUGACCACGGAAGAGUUAUCUUUCUCAUCAAUCACAUUUCCCAUGAUAGGAACAGGGAAUCUAGGAUUUCCCAAAGCUGUUUUCACUGAACUAAUCUUUUCAGAAGUGUUUAAAUUCAGUACCUUUGCAUGGCAGAAAACCUUACAAAAAGUUCACUUUCUGGUUCACCCAGAUGACAAUGAAGGCCAUCAGGCAUUUUUAAAAGAAUUCACUAAACGAUCAAACAAAAAUUUCAACAUGCAUAGUAUUCCACUGUUUGGAAAUACCCAAGGUAUUUUUAAAACCAUGUCUAACUCUAGGUUGAGAAUAUAUGAAAUGAAAAUUGGUGCAGUUACUCUCCAGGUUGCUACUGGAGACAUUACAGAAGAAAGGGCAGAUGUUAUUGUAAAUUCAACAACAAGGACAUUUAAUUUGAAAUCAGGAGUGUCAAAAGCGAUUUUAGAAAUUGCUGGACCAGAUGUGGAAAAUGAAUGUGCUGUACUAGCCACACAGUCUCAUGGAGAUUUUAUAAUUACACAAGGCGGAUACUUACAGUGCAAGAAAAUAAUUCAUGUUCUUGGACAAAAUGAUGUCAGGAGAACCAUUUCCAGUGUUUUAGGGGAAUGUGAGCAGAGGCGGUAUACCUCUGUUUCCCUGCCAUUCAUUGGAACAGGAAAUGCUGGAAAAAAUCCAAUCACAGUUGCUGAUGAUAUAAUCAAUGCUGUUGUAGAUUUCUCAUGGAAACAUUCCACCCCAUCAUUAAAAAAAGUUAAGGUUGUCAUAUUUCUAUCAGGGCUGUUACAUGUAUUCCUUGGCUGUAUGCAAAAAAGAAAAAGCUGCGUACCACCUGUCUUUCAAUCCUCGUUCUCCAAUACCGAAUAUAAGAUGCUCCAUAACAUUCCUGAGCAUUGGACUGACAUGAAUGAGGAGCUGUCCUGUGUGAUUCAGCUACAAGCUGGAGAGUCAGAAUACAACAAGGUGAAGGACAAGUUCUAUCAGACUUGUUUUUCCUACCACAUAGAGAAGAUUGAGAGAAUACAGAAUACCUUUCUCUGGCAGUCUUACCAGAUAAAGAAAAAGCACAUGGACAUCAAGAAUGGCCAUACAGAAAAUGAGAGACUCCUUUUCCAUGGCACAAAUGCAGAAUCAGUGCCACAUGUCAAUCAACUUGGCUUUAAUCGAAGCUAUGCUGGGAUGAAUGGUACAACCUAUGGAAAAGGCACCUAUUUUGCUGUUGAUGCCAGUUAUUCUGCUAAUGACAGAUACUCCAGACCAGACAUCAAUGGAAGAAAGCAUGUUUACAUUGUGCGAGUACUUACAGGAGCAUAUACACUGGGACAUGAUGGAUUAAUUACCCCUCCAUCCAAAAAUUCUUACAAUCCCACUGAUCUAUUUGAUUCUGUCACAGAUGAUAUGCAGGAUCCAAAGUUAUUUGUGACAUUUUUUGAUAAUCAAGCUUACCCUGAAUAUCUUAUAACUUUCAGGCAUUAAAAAUAGGGUUUUGUAAAUCUCAAAGAACAUAUAUAUAUAUUUUUAGUUUUUCUUUUUUUAAAAUUUUUUUUAUUUGUUAUUGGAUACAGACAGAGAGAAAUUGAGAGAGAAGGGGGAGAUAGAGAGGAAGAGAGACAGAGAAACACCUGCAGACCUGUUUCACUGCCUGUGAAGCAACUUCCCUGCAGGUGGGGAGCCGGGGGCUUGAACCAGGAUCCUAACCGGUCCUUGUGCUUUGUGACACGUGUGCUUAACCCGCUGUGCUACUGCCCGACUCCCUCAAAGAGCAUAUUUGCCAGAACAAUUUCCAGAGUCUUUAUAUUUGGCUUUGUUUUAACCUGUUUAAAUAAGUUUUAAAAACAUUUCCCUGGAAGGUGCUAAAAUGCUGAAAAGAGGCUUCUUAAUAUUGUAUGGUGGCAAUUUGUAGCACACCUCUCUUCUGAGCCUCCUGAUGGGUCUGAAGUUUGGAAAUGUAAAUUACACAAUUAUAGCCACAACUCUUUACAGACACCAAAUCUAUUCUCUAUAGGAGAAUAAAAAGCAUGUUGCUCUUUCCUACUGGGAAAGAGGUAAAAUGAAUCACUUUAAAGCCAAGAUGUCAUUGUUCUCAUUGGAAUGUGUUAAGACAUCAAACAGUGAGCUAAUACCACACUGUUUUAGACCAUCUGUAACAGCUGGGAUUUUGUUUCCUUAAGCACAAGUUGAUGAUAAUUCAACUAGAAUGACUGAAUCAAAGAAUAUUGCCUUGAAUCUGCUGUGGGACAUAUCAGGUAAACAUGUAUUAAUAUUGUUACCUAGUGCUACAUAAAAAAAUGAACAUCAAACUUAAUGGCUGAAUGGGGAAGGAAUGUAGCCAUGACUUAGUUGGCUUGUUCUGAGUUAGGGUAUCCUAUAAAUCUGUCGAGAUGUCAGCAGGGGUUAUAGUCAUAGAGAACAGCCUGAGGCUGGAGGAUGUCUUCUUCUCACACUGCUGGCACGUUUUUACCAGCUGUCAGCAGGAAUCUUCAGUUUCUUUCCAUAGACUUCUUGAAUGUCCUCAGUGAAAUAGUGGCAGUUUACUCCACAGUGAGCACUUGAAGAGAUAGCAAGGUAGAAGCUACAGUAUCUUUUAUAACCUACCCUUUGAUGUCAUACUCUACUUUUCCCCCUGAAACAUCCCAUUUGGUUGCAUGAGUCAGCAUGCUCAACAUGCAAGGGAAUUACACAAGAGUAUGGAUAUUAGUAGGCCAAGAUUGCUUCUGAUGUAUAAGUGACAAGUUGACAACUGUCAACAGUGAAAGUGAUACUCUACUUUUAUUGUUCCAUUUACUUUCUCUCUACAUUCUUCCGACUCCAAAGGUAAAAAGUUUUUUUUUUUUUUUUUUGCAUGACCACUCUGAGCACUCCUGAGUGAAAUAAUCUCUUUGUGAGAAAGCUGUGCUUUCUGGAAAGCUCCUGCUUGCACUGAGUUUGCACUAAGUUGAACAAUUUUCUUUAUCUGCUCCCUUCUGAUCACUGUUCUAUUUCUGGAGGAUGCAGGGCAGAAUUUUUCCCUUUGUACUUCACCUGAAGGUAGUACCUGAGAUUGAUCUCUUCUAUUAUGUUAAGGUUAGGUAAGUUCUUAAAAUAUUCAGUAAAAUCUUUAUCCUGAGGUAUCACUUUUAAAGAAUUGCAAAUAUUCGAGUGUUUAAAUUAUGGUAAAUAAAGCACAUGCACAUUUGAGGAAUAUAGGAAAGUAUUUAAAAAAAACUAUCUUAACAAACUGCAUUACCCAUAAUUGCAGUAUUUGGAGGAAUCUACUGGCAAUGUUCUUAGACAUUCUCUUCUAGUUUUUUCUCCAUCUGUCUUUGACAAAGUCAAAAUCAUAUUUUAUUCAGUUACUAGCUAUACAACAUUGUAUCCCCUAUUUUAUGUAAUACUACACGUGCUUCUAUAAUAUUAUUAAUUUUCCUGCAAACAUAAUCUUAAUGUCCGAAUUAUUUUGCUAUGUAUUUCCUCUUUUAUGUACAUGUAGUUAGAAUUUUUAAAAAGUCUUUACCGUUUUAAUAGCCUACUUUUUUUGAAGUAUAUCUCUAUCACUUCUCUAUGACAUUAAAUAGUAUAUAUAUAUAUAUAUAUAUACAUAUAUAAGGUUAAUGGUUGCGCAGUAUUUUAUUGUAUGUGUCUACAAAAUGUCAAAAUAGGGUGGUUAUAUUUCUAGACAAAUAUAUGGUUGGAAUAUGGUUGAGAUCAAAGAAAAUCUACUUACACCAAGACACAACACGUAUAUCCAAGAAGCAGUGACUGUCCAAAUUACAAGCGCACAUAUAUUUUUCUUUCUCUGUCUUCCUUCCUUCUUUCCUUCUUUCCUUCCUUCCUUCCUUCCUUCCUUCCUUCCUUCCUUACCUCCCUUAUUUAUUUCUUUUUCUCUCUCUUUCUUUCCUUCUUUAAUUGAGGGGGUUAAUACAUUACAGUGCCAUCAUUAUCACAUGCAUGUAAUUUUAUUAUGCACCUGGCCCCCACAGUUUUCUUUCACCCCUCCCUCCUGAGUUCCUUACUUUGAUGCAAUAUACCAUCCCAGUCUACUUUUCACUAUUUUUUUUCCUCCCUCCCUGUCCUUAGUUACUGGGUCCCCCUUAUAAGUGAGAUCAUUUGGUAUUUGUCCUUCUCUUUUUGGCUUAUCUCACUUAACACAGUAUCUUACAAUUUCAUCUAAGAUGGCACAAAGGAAAUGAUAUCAUCAUUUUUAAUAGCUGACUAGUAUUCCAUCAUGUAUAUAUACCACUUUUUUUUAGCCACUCAUCUGUCAUUGGAAAUCUGGGUUGCUCCCAAGUUUUGGUGAUUACAAAUUGUGAUGGUAUAAACAUAGGUAUACAUAGAUAUCUUCUGAUAGGUGUUUUUGUGUCCACUGGAUAAAUCCCCAGGAGAGAAAUUGCUGGAUUAUCAGAGAAAUGCAAAUAAAGACAACAAUGAGGUACUACUUUA